CAACGCUGCUGUGCCCAGUGUCCUGGACCACAACACUGUUAGUGUGAUCACAGACACCAACGAGGGUAGACGUAUUAACAUCCUUCUGUUACUUUCCCUCGUUUAGACCUCUACACUCGAGGUCAUCAUGGUGAAAGUAGUCGUAGAGUAUUGCGGUGGAUGAGGGUACGCCCCCCGCUAUGAGGAACUAGCCAGGAUGAUAAAGGCAAAAGUUCCUCAAGCAGAGGUGACUGGCUUUGUUGGCCGCCGAAGUUCUUUUGAAGUCAACAUCGAUGGUAAGAUGGUCUUCUCAAAGUUGGAACGCAGGGGCUUUCCCAAUUUUGAUGAGGUCGUUGAAAUUGCGGCGGCUGCAGAACGUGGUGACACUGUUGGCACUGUGAAGAAAACAUCAGCAGCUUGCACACUCUUGUAACUUAAUUUCAUUAAAGCUCCUGGAGCCUGCACAUGCAUAACUGAUAUAGUACAGCAUUUAAAGUUUUCAUCAAUAAAGUGUAAUUAAAUUUGUAUUCAGUUAUGCUAUAAGCUGAUAUAGUGGUAUAGACACCCCUAGUGGGUGAUAUGUAUACCUGGAGUGGGUUUCGGGGGUCAACACCCGUGGCCUGGUCUGUACGAGCAAGGUUCUUCCUUGCUAUACUAUACCACCAUAAUUAAAUUUGUUUUAUUUGUGCUAAGCUACCAGCAGUAGUUUAAUGGUGUGUUGAGAUGUUUGGAGUGUUCUGUGCAAUGAUACUGUUGAUGAAGGAAAUUGUUCAAACACAAUAGUGUGGCUGUUUCUGGAAGUGAUAUGUAUGGGUGCUCAUUACAUUACUCACCUCUAACACACCUUUAUAUUCAUUGUAUUCAAUUUUAAUGAGUUGUUAUACAUUGUAACAUUUGGUAAAGAUAAAUAUUUUU
Messenger RNA from Cherax quadricarinatus, 894 nucleotides. RefSeq names its product migration and invasion enhancer 1. Gene Ontology annotation, cellular component: cytosol. Gene Ontology annotation, biological process: positive regulation of filopodium assembly; negative regulation of apoptotic process. The record is from RefSeq and is a predicted model, not a curated record. Lineage: Eukaryota; Metazoa; Arthropoda; Malacostraca; Decapoda; Parastacidae.